AAUUCAUUUAUUCAUUCAGUUUUUCACUUUUUUUUUUUUUUGGCCACCAUCCAUUCAAAGUUCAAAGUUUGGGUUUUUAGCAAGUCGAGAAAGGGGAAGACGUGGCCCUUAUCUCUUUUGGGUUUUGGCUGUUUCAUGGUGAUUUGGAGCCAGAACAAGGGGAGAGUUGGAGUCGAAUCAGUGGUGGGAUUGUACUGAUUUUUGUGGAUAUUUGGGUUGGUGAACUGAGAGGAAAGAUAUGGAGCCUCCAGAAGGGGUUUUGGCUUCAGUAUGGCACUUUAUCUGCUUCCUUCCUUACUUCAUUGGUCUGCUGCUUUUGGGCAUAAUCAAAGGAAUAAUUUUCUGCCCAUUGACGUGCCUUAUCUUAACUUUCGGAAACUCUGGAAUCAUAUUGGGUCUUUUGCCAGUAUAUGGUGUCUGGACCUACUACUCAGUUUUGAGAGCUAAACAAUUAGGGCCAGUUCUGAAGCUUGUUGUCUGCUUAGCCAUCCCUGUUUUGUUGAUAUUGUGGACAGUGGAGAAGGAAAGACCAAUGUGUUUUUCCACUGUUUUUACGAUGGAACUUGGAGCACUAUCGAGGGCAGCUUUACUGUUGUCAAGGAUUUCAAAGAUGUUUGUUUCCAUUCCUACUUCUCAGUUAUGGAUGACCUGCAAAAGCAAGAGCCACCAAAUGGAAAAUGCUAUGAGAUCAGUUGGAGUACAAGAAGUACUCUACAGCAUCCUUACACUGAGCUGGCAGUCUGUCUUACAUAAUUAUCAACAACCUGUUACCCGUAUGAUGAAUGCUAUCUACAAACUAACCAGCAUCUGGUUCCUCAAUUCCUCUGAUGGAUGGCAGUUAGACUUUGGGUUAUUUCUGUCAGAGAUGACAACCCUCAUUUGUUUUGAUGUUAUUUCUCCUUCGACUUUUUUCAGACUGCUUUUGCUUCCCGGUGCUAUUAUAGCUGCAGUGCUUGGUUUGCUGAUAGAUUUUCCAGUGAUCUCCAUUGUUGCCCUGGGCAAAAGUCCUUACAUGCUCUUUAAGGGUUGGCAUCGUUUAUUUCAUGACCUUAUUGGCAGAGAAGGACCUUUCUUGGAGACAAUAUGUGUACCAUUUGCAGGUCUUGCAAUCCUUCUCUGGCCAUUGGCUGUUGUUGGGGCAGUGUUGGGCUCCAUGGUGGCAAGUAUCUUCCUUGGUGCCUUUGCAGGGGUGGUUGUCUAUCAGGAGUCCUCGUUUUGGUUUGGACUUUGUUAUAUUGUAGCAUCCUUAUCUAUUUAUGAUGAAUACAGCAAUGACAUCAUUGACAUGCGAGAAGGAUCUUGCUUUCCAAGGCCUCAGUUCCGAAGACAAGCUGACUCAUCAAAGACUGCCUCGCAACCUACCACCUCUCAAAUGAGCUCUUUCUCAAGGCCAAGGUCUUUGAAAAAUGUCCCCUCUCACUCUCUUUCUAUUUCGUUUGCAAAUCCAAUGGUUGAUUUGAAGCCACUUGAGCUUCUUGAUAGCUUAUUUAAGGAGUGUCAACGCCAUGGAGAAAUUAUGGUUUCAGAAGGACUUAUAACUCCUACAGACAUAGAAGAUGCCAAGUCUAGCAAAGGAAGCAGAGUGGUUAGCAUAGGGUUACCAGCUUAUUGCCUUCUUCAAUGUCUUUUGCACUCUGCCCAAGCCAACUCCGCUGGCAUAUUGUUAAGUGACGACAUGACUGAGAUAACCCCUUCAAAUAGACCAAAAGACACCUUCUUUGAUUGGUUUCUUAACCCCAUUCUGAUCAUUAAGGAACAAAUCAAAGCAGAAAAUCUUUCUGAGGAGGAAGAGGAGUAUCUUGGCAAAUUAGUUCUGUUGUGUGGUGAUCCUGCAAGGUUGAAGAAUUCAAACAUUGGAUCACCACCUGAAUCAGAGCGUAAGCGAGCUGAGCUUGAUGCAUUAGCCCGAAGGCUACAGGGAAUAACCAAAUCUAUCUCGAGGUAUCCUACUUAUCGUCGCCAUUUUGAGAUUCUUGUCAAGACUCUGUUAAAGAACCUUGCCCAGAAGAAUGAUGGAAGCAGAUCUAGCAACAGGACUCAAACAAUACAACGAUCUAAGAGUGCCUUUCCAGCUUAGCCAGAAAUCUUUCAAAGGGAAAACAAACAACGGAUCCAAUAAAAAAAUCACAGUAAGUUAAAGUUAGAGAUGAUGAAUUUGUAUGAGUUUUGAAUGUUUUCUGCGGAUAUCAAAGAAAAAAGGAAAAAGAAUGCCAUUGAACAUUAGUCCCUUUUCCUCAUGGAUAUAUAUAAAUAGGAAGAUGGGAUAUAUUUCUUUCUCAAAUGAAUAAGUAAUGAAGUUGAUUUGUAGUACUUGGGAUUUCGGGUACAGUGACGUCAGGUCACGUAUAAGUGCAUUUCCCAUCUCCAGGGCCUCUAGGGGCAACGGU
Molecule: messenger RNA, 2387 nt
Organism: Rubroshorea leprosula
Lineage: Eukaryota; Viridiplantae; Streptophyta; Magnoliopsida; Malvales; Dipterocarpaceae
Source: the annotation of a GenBank genome assembly